Messenger RNA from Callithrix jacchus (white-tufted-ear marmoset), 277 nucleotides. NCBI's taxonomy places the organism in Eukaryota, Metazoa, Chordata, Mammalia, Primates, Cebidae. The record is from RefSeq and is a predicted model, not a curated record.
GGGUCUGGGAAAGGGACAGCAGGUGCCAUGUCCGGCUGGGAAGGUAGCAAGAAGAUGCCCCUGAAACAACCCAAGAAGCAGGCCAAGGAAAUGGACGAGGAAGAUAAGGCUUUCAAGCAGAAACAAAAAGAAGGGCAGAAGAAACUCGAAGAGCUAAAAGCAAAGGCCACAGGGAAGUGGCCCCUGGCCACAGAUGGAAUUAAGAAAUCUGGCAAAAAGUAAGCUGUUCCUUGUCCCUGAGGAGAUGGUGACCCUUUAUUUCAUCUGUAUUUAAACA